CAGAGAAAAGCAAAGAUAUGAGAACGUUGUGGAUUGGAGGAGGUGCCAAUGAUUCUAAAAAGUAAACAGUGCACCAGAAAAAGGUUUGAAAAAAACCUCUGCAUUUGCUGGUAUUUUAAUUAAAAAUAUAUAUAUAUAUAUAUUAUCCGCCCGGAGCACAAAAUGUCUCGCCGCAAAGAUAUUGUCAGCAAAGAUUUUGGUCCGGGUCCGCGUGAUGCUGCCGAAAUAUAUGGCCCGCACAUCAUGCAUGCUUACGAAACCAUGAUGGAUUUAAUAAGGGUACAGUCAAUUGGAUUUGAUGCUUUGCAACAUGGAUUUUUUGGUUUAGAUUUUACAGAGGAAUACUAUGUCAGCAAUGAUGAUGAUGAUAAUACAGACGUUGACAGUGAUUAUGAAGAUGGUAACAGCAGAAAAGCAUACUGCGGAUACUCCCGGAAUUUUCUAGAACGAGCCGCGACGAAGGCCAGGAGCCUUCAUCCACCUUGCCCCCCCCGCUGUCCCCUCUUUCCUUAUAGACCCGGAUUUACAAUAAUUGACCCCGAGGAGGCGGAAAGGAAUGCCCGGGAACUUGUAGAUGAGGAGGAGCGACUUAAAGAAAAGGCUGAGAAAAAAAGGCUUAAAAAAAUGAAACAGAAAGAACGAAAACGUCAAGAAAGAUUACAAAAGGAAAAAGAAAAUGCUAUUAAAAAAGAAGAUAUAAAGGACAACCCUCAUGUGGAGGAGUCCAGUAUGAAGCUUAGUGAGAAUGUAAAUCAUAAGUCUAAUAAACAGGUUGUUAGUAGUCCUGAAGACUCAGGACCUUCUUUACAGAAGAGACCAGGCCCAACAGCACCCCUAGAAAAAGAAAGCAGUAAGGACCUGAGUGAGGAAGAGGAGAGCGAAGAGGAGAGCAUAGCUAGUGAACCCGAGGAGCUGGAUCUGACCAGCAGCUUUGUAUCCAAAGCAGCCAUCAUAGCAAAGCGUAAACUGGAGCUCAAAGCCAAAAAGGAGAAGAAGAAAACCGUGCCUAAUCAGCCAAAGGAGAAACCCAAAGAGGUGCAGGAGAACCAGCAACAGGACAGCGCUGCGCCCAAACUGCAGGACGUGGUUCUCAGGAGCAUGGAGCUGGCGGUCACAGGUAACAAGCUGGCAAGUGCCGGGCGUUUCGAGCUGGCCGUGAAGUAUUUCACCGAUGCAAUCAAGUACAACCCUAAAGAGUUCCGGCUGUUUGGCAACCGCUCUUACUGCUACGAGAAGAUGUGUGAGUACGGGAGAGCCCUCACGGACGCAGAGAUCGCUCUCACCAUGAGCCCCCAUUGGAUCAAAGGCCUCUACAGGAAGGGCAGAGCGCUGGCUGGGCUCAAGAGGUACCGUGAGGCGGCAGUAGCCUUUAAAGAAGUCUUAAAGCUGGACAGUACCUCCAUGGACGCUGCCCAGGAGCUGAUGACAGUUCAAAUCAUGGAGCUCAUGGGCCUGGGCCUCUCCAGGGAGCAGAGCUCAAAUGCAUUAAUAAUCUAUGGGACAGUGGAGAAGGUCCUGGAAGCACUCUCUAAUAUUCCUGACUUGAAUCUGUUCAACAGCAGCCUGCCCACUGCCAGCGCCAGCCAACCAGCGGUGGAGGACUGUGUCGCCACAGCAAAGCAAGCCCCGCCCAAACCCAGCACCCCUGUGAAGUCUGGCCCUGCCAAAAACUCACCGCAGCCACCUCUGUUCCCCGUCUGGGUGGGAAACCUGGUUCCUUCGAUAUCCGAGAAGCUGAUCCACAGGAUAUUCAGUGUCGUAGGUGAGGUGUACAGCAUGAAGCUGCUUCGUGCCCGAGGAUGUGCCUUUGUCAACUACACCAAGGCCGAGUGCUGCGAGAGGGCCAUCCGCGACAUUCACGGGCUGGAGGUGGAGGGGACCAAACUGUUAGUUCGCUACCCUGACAGAAUCCACGCACACUUGGGUAUGGUGAAGGCCGGCCAGCCAGCCAGCGAGCAGCCCAAGACGGCGGACAAGUCGACGGGGGAGUGUUUCUUCUGGAGGAACGCGGGCUGCAUCAAAAAGGAGCGCUGCAUCUACCGGCACGUUCCAGAGCACAAGGGCAUCGACAGGGUGAAGGGGCAGACAGCCCCGCCCUGACCUGCUCAAACCCACCAUCCCUCUCCCAGGCCACACCCCUGCCAUGCCCUACCCCCUUGCCAGAUCUCCCUAAUAAACACACUCGGUGUUCACCUGCUCACAGGUGCCUCCUCUUGGUUCAGGCAGGGGUGGGUGGGUGAAGGGAUGUGUCAGACAGCCUGACGUUUGGGA
Messenger RNA from Megalops cyprinoides (Indo-Pacific tarpon), 2271 nucleotides. RefSeq lists its product as uncharacterized. The coding region runs from base 163 to 2100 and encodes 645 amino acids. The transcript is spliced from 18 exons. The record is from RefSeq and is a predicted model, not a curated record. Gene Ontology annotation, molecular function: RNA binding; protein binding; metal ion binding. NCBI's taxonomy places the organism in Eukaryota, Metazoa, Chordata, Actinopteri, Elopiformes, Megalopidae.